Molecule: messenger RNA, 312 nt
Organism: Didymodactylos carnosus
Lineage: Eukaryota; Metazoa; Rotifera; Eurotatoria; Philodinida; Philodinidae
Source: the annotation of a GenBank genome assembly
AUGUCCGGACGAGGAAAAGGUUUUAAAGGUCUCGGCAAAGGUGGAGCAAAACGUCAUCGAAAAUUACUACGAAAUAAUAUUAAUUGUAUUACAAAACCGGCUAUUCGUCGUUUAGCUCGUCGGGGCGGAGUCAAACGUAUAUCGGGUUUAAUCUACGAAGAAAUUCGGGGUGUAUUAAAAAUAUUUUUAGAAAAUAUUAUUCGCGAUGCUGUUACAUAUACCGAACAUGCGAGACGGAAAACGGUUACGGCCAUGGAUGUUGUUUAUGCAUUAAAACGCCAGGGUAGAACAAUAUAUGGUUUUGGUGGUUAA